This is a messenger RNA of Closterium sp. Naga37s-1, 163 nucleotides long. NCBI's taxonomy places the organism in Eukaryota, Viridiplantae, Streptophyta, Zygnematophyceae, Desmidiales, Closteriaceae. The record is from the annotation of a GenBank genome assembly.
GCCCUACCUGCGUCCCCUGUGUCGAGGGACGGCAGCGGGCUACCCCUCACUCCUCCCAGUUUCCUCCGACAGAGGCCCCGCUGCAGACGCUUCACAUGGACGUGUGGGGCCCGGCCCGCGUCCGUGGACAGGGUCACGAGCGCUACUUCCUGCUGGUGGUUGA